AUGGAAGCCAUGGAACUUAGCGCAGACGCGCACUCGGCCGCGACCGCAGGUGUUUCGGCCGUCUCUCGGCCAGGAGAAAACCGUCCUCCUGAGCCGCCGCACGAGUACGGCGAGGAUGCGGAGGAGUGGUUGCAGCGGACAUUGGUGUACCAACCUCCCGUGCUGGAGACGGUGGAACUUUCUCCUGGAGUUGCCAUCGUGGACUUGAACACUGGGAAGCAGAAGGUGGCCGAAGCUGAAGCAACCCGGCCCAUGUCCCGCCAGGAAUACCUGGUUCUGACGCAGUCUCACACCCGGCCGAAGCCUGUGGCGAAGGCCCAGGCGCGUCACGUGGAUGCACGGGUCGUGGAGAUCCAGCGGCUCUUCCAAGCGAUGUCCUCGCCGCACUCGCAUGUAAUGUCCUCGCGCUCCUCGCCCCGAUCCUCACCGCGUCGCCACGGAGUGCCCUGCAGGCCGCUCUCCCCCAAGGGCGAGGAGGGGAACGGGGAGCCCCGCGUUUCUGCUCAAAGCCCACGGACAGUACCCGGCCCAAAGGACCGGGUCCUGGGUGGUACUAUCGUGGCCAACCGGGAGUUGCUGAAGCAGUUCUUCGGAGGUGGCAGCAAAUGA
This is a messenger RNA of Symbiodinium sp. CCMP2592, 609 nucleotides long. The record is from the annotation of a GenBank genome assembly. NCBI's taxonomy places the organism in Eukaryota, Dinophyceae, Suessiales, Symbiodiniaceae.